CUCAACCUCAAGAGCAUCUGCAACAACCUGUUGACUGCAAAACUACUGCAUCAGAAGAGACAGAAGACAGAAGUCAGAGCAACAACUAACUUCAACCAUGCUCUCUACACUUCAGAAAACUGUUAGACCGGUGUUGGCUGUCAGAGGACUGCAUCAGUCUGCAAUCGAAGUUUUGAAGCGCCCAGCCCCCGAGGACACGGUCACAGCCAGCUUUGGGAGGUUCAUCAGUGAGAUAAAGUCCCAUCACUUGUCCCCUGUUGUCCUCCACCGCAGCAAAAGGAUGGUGCUGGACAGCAUCGGGGUCGGUCUGAUUGGCAGCAACACCGACGUGUUUGAAUUGGCUCUGCAGCACUGCCAGUACAUGUACGCUCCUGAUGACAUCAGCUUUGUGUACGGACGCAGAGGAGCCAGACUCUCCCCGACACUGGCAGCUUUUGUCAAUGGAGUGGCAACUCACUCCAUGGACUUUGAUGAUACGUGGCACCCUGCCACUCAUCCCUCUGGGGCAGUCCUCCCUGCUGUGUUAGCACUCAUCGACAUGAUGCCGUCUAACAGCAAACCUAGUGGCCUGGACCUCCUGCUGGCUUUCAAUGUCGGCGUCGAGAUCCAGGGGCGACUGAUGAGGUUCUCUAAUGAGGCCAACAACAUCCCCAAGAGGUUUCACCCUCCCAGCGUGGUCGGGACAAUGGGGAGUGCAGCUGCCUGUGCACGCCUCUUGUCCUUGGAUGACGUCCGGUGCAGUCAUGCCUUGGCCAUAGCUGCUUCUCUUUCUGGAGCCCCGAUGGCUAAUGCUGCCACACAGUCUAAGCCCCUUCACAUUGGCAAUGCCUCACGUUUGGGGCUGGAAGCUGCUCUGCUGGCCUCCCGAGGCCUAGAGGCCAGUCCUCUGGUCCUGGAUGCUGUGGCAGGGGUGGCCGGCUUCAGUGCUUUUUAUGAAGACUACGUGCCACAGCCUUUAGAAUCACCCAGUGACGGUGGCCAUUCAUUCCUGCUAGAGGAGCAGGACAUGGGCUUCAAGCGCUUCCCUGCCCAUCUGGGGAUGCACUGGGUGGCAGAUGCUGCGGCCUCGGUCCAUCAGCUCCUCGUAGGAGUUGGUCCUGGCACCAUCUCCCCAGCUCAGGUGCAGGACAUCCAUCUCAGAGUCCCGAAAUCAAAGUACAUCAACAGGCCUCUUCCUGAGUCUGAGCAUGAGGCACGCCACUCCUUCCAAUUCAAUGCUUGCAGCGCUCUCCUUGAUGGCGAGGUGACUGUGCAGUCCUUCACACCAGCUGCCAUGGGUCGCCCUGAGCUGCUAGCUCUGCUGAGCCGUGUUCACAUGGAGCAUCCCGACGACAACCCGGCCAAUUUCAAUCGCAUGUAUGGCGAAGUGCAGGUGAAACUUGUUGGAGGAGAAAUCCUGACCGGACGGUGUGACACCUUCUACGGUCAUUGGCGCAACCCGCUGACUAAUGAGAGCUUGGCAAAGAAGUUCAGAAACAAUGCAGGGACGGUGCUUCCUUCAGAUAAAGUGGAGAGUUUGAUUGAUGUGGUGGAGGAGCUGGACAGAAUCGGGGACUGCAAGGCUCUUCUGUCACAGCUGAAAUGAAAACACAAUAACAGCUAAAUGAAAUCAUUAAACAUAAAUACCUCAAAAGAUAUUUGACCUAAAUAAUUAUUAUCAAUGUUGUCAGCUCUUAAAUUAAUGCUGAAGAAUAUCAAUCCAUCCUAAUUGAAAAGGCAAAAAUCAAACUUUGUAUCUUUUGCACUUGAUGCAGGUUCUGCAUUGAAGACAGCUCAUAGUCCUCAUCACUGUACACUACACUUAUUAUGCAUUAUCUUUGUCUCUCUUACUGCUGAUCAACACUGAAACCUGUUGGGCUAAUAAUAUAUUCAUCUUAUGUGUAUUGCUAAUUAAUUGAAUUAUUUUUAUUUUGAUAAUUAAUCCAUAUUAUUAGUUGUAAAAAUGUGAUCUAUUUACUUUGGUCGGAUUUAUAAAAAAAGUAUAUGUUAUACAUAACAAACGUAUUGGUGUUUCUCUUGGUGUGUUC
Platichthys flesus (European flounder) is the source of this 2027-nucleotide messenger RNA. RefSeq names its product immunoresponsive gene 1, like (gene irg1l). Gene Ontology annotation, molecular function: lyase activity. The record is from RefSeq and is a predicted model, not a curated record. Lineage: Eukaryota; Metazoa; Chordata; Actinopteri; Pleuronectiformes; Pleuronectidae. The transcript has 6 exons. Bases 98 to 1585 code for a protein of 495 amino acids.